This is a messenger RNA of Carassius carassius (crucian carp), 2047 nucleotides long. RefSeq names its product E3 ubiquitin-protein transferase RMND5B-like. Gene Ontology annotation, cellular component: cytoplasm; nucleus; GID complex. Bases 97 to 1272 code for a protein of 391 amino acids. The transcript is spliced from 9 exons. The record is from RefSeq and is a predicted model, not a curated record. NCBI's taxonomy places the organism in Eukaryota, Metazoa, Chordata, Actinopteri, Cypriniformes, Cyprinidae. Gene Ontology annotation, molecular function: protein binding; ubiquitin protein ligase activity. Gene Ontology annotation, biological process: proteasome-mediated ubiquitin-dependent protein catabolic process.
GUUGAUUUCUAUGUUUUCCUGUUUUGCAGGACAUUGUGUGUGUGUGUGUGAGUGAGAGUGUGUGUGUGUGUGUGUGAAAGCUGUAACGCUGUGCUGAUGGAGCAGUGUGCUUGUGUGGAACGAGAGCUGGAGAAGGUGCUACACAGGUUUGUCACAUAUGGACAUCAGUCAGAAGAAAGGCUGGAUGAACUCCUGAGGAACGUCUGUGAGCUGAGAAGUCAAUUGGUUGCCUAUGGUGUUCAAGAUGCAGAUUUGUCAGUGCUCCAUCAAACAAUGGCCCAGUGCUGCAAGGAAAUCAAAGAAACCGUGCAGAUGCUUGCCUCCAGGCACAAGGACAUCCAUGGCAGUGUGUCAAAAGUGGGCAAAGCAAUUGACAGAAAUUUUGAUGCGGAGGUGAGUGCAGUUGUAGCUGAGAAUGUCUGGGACUCUCAAGAGAGGCAGAAAUAUCUCAGUGAAACCAUCGUAGAACAUCUUUAUCGACAAGGCAUGCUGAGUGUUGCAGAGGAUCUCUGUCAAGAGUCUGGUGUAGUAAUUGACAUGAGCAUGAAACAGCCAUUUCUGGAGCUCAACCGCAUUUUAGAGGCUUUAAGAACACAAGAUCUCAGACCAGCUUUAGAGUGGGCGGUGACAAACCGUCAGCGGCUGCUGGAUCUAAACAGCACCCUUGAGUUCAAGCUCCACAGACUCUACUUCAUCAGCCUGCUCAACGGGGGCAUCAGCAAACAGCAGGAAGCUUUACAGUACGCACGGCAUUUCCAACCGUUUGCCUCGCAGCAUCAGAGAGAUAUUCAGAUCUUAAUGGGUAGUCUAGUGUACCUCCGCCACGGGAUUGAGAACUCUCCGUACCGCAGUCUGCUGGAGACGGAUCAGUGGGCAGACAUCUGUAACAUCUUCACACGAGAUGCUUGCUCUCUUCUUGGACUCUCUGUGGAGUCCCCACUCAGUGUCAGUUUUGCGUCCGGCUGUAUGGCGCUGCCGGUGCUCAUGAACAUCAAACAGGUUAUUGAACAGAGACAGUGCAGUGGUGUUUGGACGCAUAAGGAUGAGCUGCCAAUUGAAAUAGAUCUGGGGAAGAACUGCUGGUAUCACUCUGUGUUUGCCUGUCCUAUCCUGAGGCAGCAGACAUCAGAGAGCAAUCCACCCAUGAAGCUCAUCUGUGGGCAUGUCAUAUCCAGAGACGCGCUUAACAAACUCACCAAUGCUGGAAAGCUUAAAUGCCCAUAUUGUCCAAUGGAGCAGAAUCCCUCAGAUGCCAAACAGGCCUUCUUCUGAUGUCUUUUUUCGGAGCGUAGCUGAAAGUCGUGUUAAAGGCUUCUUGGAGCCGCUUUUCGAAUGAUCCUCAUUCACAGGCUUGACAAGCCUUCGGUGGUGGCUUCUCCCCCGCAAAACAAACACCUCCCUCUCCAAAGCUUUUAGUUUACAGAGGCAAUGGCCACGGCAACAUACCUGUAGAACCUGAGGCAGUAAGUGUACCUAACAAGGAAAAUGAUAUUUGCGGAUCAUUCGUCUGUUAACAGCCUAGUAUGAACAGGCUUUUACAAGAACGUAUAUGUGUGUGCAUUUCGCUUCCUCUCCAUUUGUUUUAAUUGCAGAGUAUUUUUUAAGUUUCCAUGGUAUAACGUCUCUCUUUUUCUUUCUUUGUGACUCUUAUUAAGCGAAUAGGCGUGAUGCAUCUGUGUGGGUGACUUCUUGCCGGAAUAUAUUCAUGGUUUCCUCUUUUGAGAUCACAUUUAAAUACAUGAACGGGGAUUCUUCACACGUGUACAUGGUAGAAAUGGCUUUUCAGUGUGUAUAUUAAGAGUGACAUAAGGACUGGUGGAUUAUAAAUGAAUCGCGUCUCUCUUUCCAGUAUAGUAAAGGCGUAAUUGGAUCGAAUGGCGUUUUGAUUAGUGUGUCAGUGUGAAUAUUCAUCAGAAAUCUGAGGAUUUGUUUGUGCAGAUUGUGAUCUUGUUCCUUGCACCCGUCUGAUGUCUGAGAAAACCUCCUUGUCCAAGCCAUGUGUCUUGCUCUGUGUAUUUAAAGAAAUAAAAUAAUAAUUUUUAAUUAA